Messenger RNA from Vespa mandarinia (Asian giant hornet), 2505 nucleotides. Its product is annotated as putative E3 ubiquitin-protein ligase RNF144A. The record is from RefSeq and is a predicted model, not a curated record. NCBI's taxonomy places the organism in Eukaryota, Metazoa, Arthropoda, Insecta, Hymenoptera, Vespidae. Gene Ontology annotation, biological process: protein ubiquitination. Gene Ontology annotation, molecular function: zinc ion binding; ubiquitin-protein transferase activity.
AGUAAUCGCUCGGGAUAUACUAUAUUCUCUUAUGCACUUUGAUGUACUUCGUGACAGGACAGGUGAAAAAGCUUGGAGAAACUGUGUUAUCAAAUACUGACAAUUCCGAAAGUGCACAGUGUCGUAUUCGUGCACUCGAAUAACGAAUUAAUCGCUUAGCCAAUGUCGCGCCUAGUGUUUACAACGCAUAAAGAGCUAUGACAAAUGUGAAGUUGUAUCAAUAUAAUGCACUGUUGGAAAAUGAUCAUGGGAAAGGAUCAUAUGUAUGUAAUAAUUUGAUACAUUGCACGUUGGAUUUUAUUUCGCAGCAAGUGCUGGAGCAAACUGCCCUAAAAAAGUCAGUAUGCACAGCUCUUGUCUGUAAGUGGCAGUGAAAUUAGAGAUUUUAAAUCAGGGGAUGCCUAGCCUACACUCGCUCGUCGUACGACGAGCCCCCUUAAUGGAUAUGGGCACGACAAAUAGUUCAGUAACUUCUGUUAAUCCACCUAAUAAAACUGUCAACAAUCAGAAGAAAAUAGAUAAGACCAAUAAACUCACUGGUAUAAGAUUACCCUUGUUACGUAAAGAAUCAAGUGUAGUCAAUCUUUCUUUAACCGAAAGAACUUUACCAGGAAAAGGCAUAGAUUCUCCACUUUUAAGGCCUGAAAGCAGUGCUAGUUUAGAAGCUCGAGGCAGCAGUUGGAUUAAUUUAGCUCCUGGCGCUCUUAGAAAAUGUGAAACUGCAGUUGGAUUAAGUACGUCAGCUCUAGAGGGUAGAGCUAUCAAUCGCAGUAGAGUUUGCUCUCGCUGUUCUAGUUUGUUGUCAUUGGCAUCUGGCUCGAGAUACAGUUUAGCUGCUGGAAAUUUUGUCCCAACAGGUUCACAACAAACAGUUGGAAGAAUCUUUUGUAAGCUUUGUCUUACUGAUACAUCCCUAUCCAAAACAUUUAAAAUUGAAGGCUGUGGUUGUUUCUAUUGUAAAGAUUGUAUGAAAGCAUAUGUCGAAUUUGAAAUUGAAGAAGGUGCAUAUGAAAUUAGCUGUCCAGAUGCACAAUGCGAACAAGGUGCUAUACUUUCGUUAAAGGAAAUUAGAAGUCUUGUUAGUGCAGAGUUAAUGGAAAAACAUUGCAAGUUUCGUUUGAACAGAGAUGUUUCAAUGGAUACAAAACGUGCGUGGUGUCCACGUGCAGGCUGUGAAACAAUAUGUUCAAUCAAUUCCAAUGGAAGUAGUAGUACACCUCCUGGACCUGUCCACUGUCCUAACUGUUCUACAGAUUUUUGCUCCUUGUGCAGAGAAGCAUGGCACAAUGGACCCUGCUCCGAUCUUCCAUUAGGUAUACCAUUUGACAGUGAUCAUAUUAAAUGCUGUCCCAUGUGUUCUGUACCUAUUGAAAAAGACGAAGGAUGUGCACAAAUGAUGUGUAAAAGAUGUAAACACGUUUUCUGCUGGUAUUGUUUAGCUUCUUUAGAUGAUGAUUUUUUGUUGAGGCAUUACGACAAGGGACCAUGUAAAAAUAAAUUAGGUCACUCACGAGCAUCUGUAAUAUGGCAUAGAACACAAGUAAUUGGGAUAUUCGCCGGUUUUGGUUUGCUCCUACUUGUCGCGUCUCCUUUGCUACUUUUGGCUGCUCCAUGUAUAGUUUGCUGUAAAUGUCGUAUUUGCGGUUCUUCUAGACUCGAACAGGAGGACGGUGAUACUGCAACAUAGAAACUGUAAAAUAUUUUGAGCCCCUUUCUUAAUCUUACAUAUUAAUAAUCUUUCUCUUAUAAAAAUGGAACGAAUAAGGUAGCAUCUCUCAUAAAUGAGCUAAUAUAAUAAUUGGCAUUUUAUAUAGAUAUACAUUGAUUUUUAAUGAUAUUUCAUUUGUAAAAAAAAAUAAAAAGAAAAGAAAGAAAAAGAAUUACUUAUAUAUUAGAUAAUAAAUAUUUUUGUUCAGGGUUUUUUUUUAUUUUAUAUAAAGCGAAUUUCUUUUUUUAUCUAAAGCGAAUUAUAAUUUUAUGGUACUAAUUUAGGAUUUUCGAAUAUUCAUAGCUAUUGUUAUAAUUAUGCAAGAACAUUCCAGGAGAAUCACUAUGUUUGUGAAAUAUUAAUUUUAUACUGCCAUGUAGAUUAUGCAUUGUACUCUUAUUUACAAUGGAAAUCAUGAUUAUUAUUUUAUGGUUUUUUUUUUAUUUCUUUUUGAUUUUAUGUGAUAGGAACGUGUGACAUGCAGAUUGAAACAGUGUAUAUCUAUAUGUGUGCCUAAAAUAGAAACUCAGUGAGGCUCAGACUUAAGCUUCGACUGAUAUUUUAAUUGUGGACUACACUAUACAAUAUUCCACUUGUUCAUAUUUUAUUUAUGGGUACUUUCAUAUAUUUACUUUUGGUGAAUUAACAGUGUGUACAUUGCAUGUACAUUAUUAUAGAAAAUAUAAAAUAAUUUGGUGGGGUAAAUAGAGCACGCAUUAUAAAAAUUGUAUAGAUAUAUCAAAUCUAUAGUGUUGAUAUAUUGUUAUAAUAACAACUUGAACUCUCUAAAUGAGUUC